Messenger RNA from Dioscorea cayenensis subsp. rotundata (Guinea yam), 1446 nucleotides. RefSeq names its product ethylene-responsive transcription factor ERF113-like. The coding region runs from base 399 to 1088 and encodes 229 amino acids. NCBI's taxonomy places the organism in Eukaryota, Viridiplantae, Streptophyta, Magnoliopsida, Dioscoreales, Dioscoreaceae. The record is from RefSeq and is a predicted model, not a curated record. The transcript has 2 exons. Gene Ontology annotation, molecular function: DNA-binding transcription factor activity; DNA binding. Gene Ontology annotation, biological process: ethylene-activated signaling pathway; regulation of DNA-templated transcription.
ACCAAGGUCUCAUUAGUCUAAAAGUUAGGGAAUAUGAUAGAAAAAAACAAAGUAGAGCUCAUUGCCCCUGCCCAAUAAAAGCUUCCACCCAACUCCAUAUCCCAUUCUUAUCAUCAUCUUCCUUCUUGCCUCCUUCCUAUCCUCUCUCUCUCUCUCUUUACUCUUUCUUCCUCUCUUUGUUCACCAACUUGUUCAUCAUCUUCUUGAAAUUAUAUAUAUAUAUAAGAUCAAAUAUACGAUCAUCAGCAAGUGAAGUAAAUAGAAGGAAGAGAAAGGUGGAGCGAAGGCAUGGUAAGAGGCCUCUAGUUAUUUCAGAUGAGCAAGAAGAGAAAGAAGAAGAAGAGCAGCAAAAGCUCUCUAGAUUUUCAUCAGCACGUGCGGAUCAGGAUGCUUCGGCCAUGGUCUCAGCUUUAGCUCAUGUUAUAAGUAGUAGCCAAACAGCUGGAGGAAUUAGAUCAGGAGAAGAAGGAUCAUCAGUUGGAGAAGAAGUACAAGCAACAACACUUCCACUGCCACCUUCAUCACUCCCAGUUGGUACUAUUGUAUCUCAUCAUAUGGAACCUACUCAACCUUUAGAAGAUCAAGGGAACGUGAGAAGAAGGCACUAUAGAGGGGUGAGACAAAGGCCAUGGGGCAAAUGGGCAGCAGAGAUAAGAGAUCCAAAGAAGGCAGCACGUGUAUGGCUUGGCACCUUUGACACUGCUGAAGGUGCAGCCAUUGCUUAUGAUGAAGCUGCCCUUAAAUUUAAGGGCACUAAGGCCAAGCUCAACUUCCCUGAGAGAGUUCAAGGGAGGACUGAUCUUGGUUUCUUAGUCAGUAAAGAUAUACCACAAAGAACAAUACAAGAACAACCAAUCCAACCACCAUCUUCAUUUCCAGACCUUCUCCAAUAUGCACAGCUUCUCCAAAGUAGUGGAGAUGAAGACCUUCACAAUGUGGCUUCUAGCCUUUCUUUCUUCUCAUCAGGAUCAUCCCAAACAUCUCAUUCAUCUCAAGAGUAUAUCCACUUUGGUAGCUCUACUUCUUCAACUUCUUGGCCUCAUGAAGAUCAACAACAUCAAAAGGACAAGGACAAGGACGUCUCAUGAAGUGCAAUGCAUGGCAUCUCCUCAUCACAAUCUCUCUAUCUCUUUUCCUUUCUAUCCUUCGCUAUAGAUAUUAUGCAAGAGCAGAAGAAGAAGAAGAAGAAGAAGAAGAAGAAAGAAAGAAAGAAAGAAAGAAAGAAUAUAUCAAUGCCGUGUAUACUUUUUUAUCUUUAUUUUCGUUUGUUUGUUUGUUUGUUUGAACUGUUUGUUCAGCGGCGCAUUUCUUUUUUCUUUUUCAUGAAAUGCAUGCAUCUUGCAACAUGUUUGUUCAAAGGAUAUAUUCUUUCCUUGCGUUCUCCAUGUUACAUAAAGUAUACUUACAUUGCAUGUUCAAUUAGAAACAACACUACUAUUAUAUGAA